Messenger RNA from Sorghum bicolor (sorghum), 1488 nucleotides. Its product is annotated as 5-pentadecatrienyl resorcinol O-methyltransferase-like. The record is from RefSeq and is a predicted model, not a curated record. The coding region runs from base 64 to 1212 and encodes 382 amino acids. Gene Ontology annotation, biological process: methylation. NCBI's taxonomy places the organism in Eukaryota, Viridiplantae, Streptophyta, Magnoliopsida, Poales, Poaceae. The transcript has 2 exons. Gene Ontology annotation, molecular function: protein dimerization activity; O-methyltransferase activity; S-adenosylmethionine-dependent methyltransferase activity.
CAGACCCCAUAACAUAGAACCUACAAUCAGGCAUCGCAAUAUCGAUCCAUCAUCUGCACAACAAUGGCAUUGCUGGAUGAGUACAGCAGCCAGGAGCUACUCCAGGCUCAGCUUCAGCUCUGGCACCAGGCCCUUGGCAUCUUCAAGCCUGUCGCGCUCGCGCUCGCCUUAGACCUCCAAAUCCCCGACACCAUCCAUCGCCUCGGUGGUGCCGCCACCCUUCCCCAGAUACUCUUAGAGGCUGGGAUCAACCCCUGUAAGCUCCACGACCUGCGUCGCAUAAUGCGUGUGCUCACCUUUUCUGGCAUCUUCAGCGUCAAACAGGCAGCAACGGUGGCGUCAGACGACAACGACAGGCAUGACGGAGAAGGUCCAGUCUACAAACUGACGACAGCGUCCCGCCUCCUCGUCAGAGACAAGAGCUUGACAACGACCCAACAACUGCCUGCUCUUAUGUACGUGCAGCUCAUGCUCUCACCUUCCCGAGAAUCCCCGCUCGGCAAGGGCCUAUAUGCAUGGUUCCGGCAGGAUCAGGAUCAGCCGCAGCCGGCGGGACUGUCCCCGUUUGCUCUGUCGUACAGCGGCCAGACAAUCUGGGAAAGAGCAGAGCGCGAUGCCACCACGUUCCCAUUUGACGACGCCAUGGCCUCGGACACAGCCUUUCUCAUGCCGAUCGUCCUCAAGGAGUGUGGCGAGGUCUUCCAUGGGCUAACCUCGCUUGUCGAUGUUGCCGGUGGGCUUGGCGGUGCCGCUACAACCAUAGCAGCGGCGUUCCCGGAUUUGAAGUGCACCGUGCUGGAUCUCCCACAAGUUGUCGCCAAAGCUCCCACUGACACCAACGUUCAGUACAUUGCCGGCGACAUGUUUCAAAGUAUUCCACCGGCGAACGCUGUGUUCCUCAAGUUAGUUCUGCACGACUGGAACGAUGAUGAGUGUGUCAAGAUACUGAAGAAUUGUAAAAAAGCAAUACCUUCACGAGAUGCCGGAGGGAAGAUAAUAAUAAUAGAUAUGGUGGUUGGAUCUGAGUCGUCAGAUCCGUCAGACAUCAAACACAUAGAGACACAGAUUUUAAAAGACCUCAUGAUGAUGAAUAUCAAUGGAGUCGAGCGAGAUGAGCAAGAGUGGAAGAAGAUCUCCUUCGAGGCGGGAUUCAAGGACUACAAAAUCAUACCACUUCUCGGUGUUCGUUCUAUUAUUGAGCUCUAUCCUUGAAAGCUUGGUGAACUAAAAACAAUCCAAAACAAUAAGAAUAUCACAACAUGUAUCGGUUGUCAUUUGUGUUUUUUACUAGCAAACAUGUUCGUGCUUUGCAACAAAAUUUAUAUCAUAUGUACAUCAUCAUCUCUUCCAGUUGAGCUACAUCCCCUCAUAUUCCAUCUUUUGUAGUACCUUUUAGAUUUACACUUCGUAUCGUGGCUGGAUGUAUGUUAUUUUAACUCGUAUAAAAGCGGGUGUGAGUUUGAAGAACAGAAAUGACUCUCAUAUCUA